This is a messenger RNA of Cynara cardunculus var. scolymus (artichoke), 682 nucleotides long. RefSeq names its product high-affinity nitrate transporter 3.1-like. The coding region runs from base 50 to 652 and encodes 200 amino acids. The record is from RefSeq and is a predicted model, not a curated record. Gene Ontology annotation, molecular function: nitrate transmembrane transporter activity. Gene Ontology annotation, biological process: response to nitrate; nitrate transmembrane transport. Lineage: Eukaryota; Viridiplantae; Streptophyta; Magnoliopsida; Asterales; Asteraceae. The transcript is spliced from 2 exons. Gene Ontology annotation, cellular component: plasma membrane.
ACCAUUCAUUUCAUAGUGUUUUCAAAUACUUCAAUUUCUCUAUUCAAAAAUGAAGUGUAUUUUUCUCAGGGUUCAUCUUCUUCUCUUCUUCUUGUCAAAGAUUGCCAAUGGAGAUGUGCUCUUCUCAUCACUCACACACUCUCUUUAUGUCGUCGCUUCGCCUACAGAUGGUCAAGUCUUAAAAGCUGGGGAAGAUCGUAUAACGGUUAGCUUGGGGUUGAACCCUACGAACCAAACCGACGAUGAAUCAUACAAGAAUGUGAAAGUGAAGCUAUGUUAUGCACCGAUAAGCCAAGUGGACAGAAAAUGGAGGAGAACAGUCGACAAUCUUGAAAAAGACAAAACCUGCCAAUUUACAGUUUGGGAUAAACCUUACGACGGGAAUAACCAAACCUUUGAGUGGGAGGUCGAGAAAGAUAUUCCUACGGCCAUGUAUUUUGUAAGAGCAUACGCUUACAAUUCUUCCCAUCAAGAAACUGCUUACGGUCAAACCACAAACGAUAAGAAGACCAGUAACCUGUUUAAGGUCGAAGGUAUCACCGGGCGCCAUCUGUCUCUCGAUAUUGCCUCCAUUUGCUUUUCUGUAUUUGCUUUGUUGUCACUAGUCGGGUUCUUCUUACUAGAGAAACGACAGUCCAAAAUCAAAAGUUGAUUUUUCGUAUAAGAUAAAAUGAUUAUUUUC